AUGUUCGAAGUGGCUGAAUCGGGAGUUGUGAGGUUUUGAGAAGGUUCGUAGCUGUGGAUUUCGUUUUAUAGAAAAGGAUGAUUUCAAGUUUAAAAAAGUUCGAAAACGCUGAAAUCGAAGCAGGAAGGGCUCUGAACCGUUUCUUGAACGAGGUGCGAAGAAUUUAUAAAAAAAAUUAGUGGAUUGAGAAGUUUUGAACGCCCUAUAUGUAACGUGAUGAAAAAAAAAAAUUAAGAUUGACAAGGUUUUGGCCUUUUGAAAAAUAAAAAAUACUAGAAGUGAAAUUUCUCCACAGUGAAUCUUGAUUUGAAGGGUUUGGUAAGUUUCUGAAAGGCUGUAGAAGAUCACGAAAGCUUGCCAAAAACUUGAAAAAGAAUUCCACGUUUCAGGUUCGUUGAUCUGAUGACGCCGUCGACGGCUCCAGAAUAUGUGAAGCUGGUCAUUUCCUGCUUGAACUACAAUAUCGACGGACUUUCUCGAGUUGUGCUCAGUAAAGCGUUGACUUCGACUAAUGAGGUAUUUAUUAAGGGGGUGUAUUUCUGAGCUUCAAGGGGGGUGUAUUUUUCGAGCUUCAAAGGGGGGUGUAUUUUUCGAGCUUCAAGUUUGACGAAUUGGCAGCCAGUAGAGAAGCUCAAUGCCCCCUCAACCUAAUAUAAGGUUUUUUUUUUCAUUAACUUAUGAGAAUAAAGGUGUAACUUGACAUUAUUUCAGGAUGCCCGAACCUGGUCGACUCGCUUCCUUGGCUUGUUAUCUUCUCUCCGACUACCGUCCUUCUCAGAAUGGGGAAUCAAAUUGAUGCUCCGUCAAUUGGGAGAUAUGUCUGUCAAAGUUGUCCGCAAUGCUACGACUGUACUUCAUCAAGCUUUGCCGGUUCGUUUUUUGAAAGGAAGGAUCCCACCCCGGGGUGCGGCCUAUCCCCCUCAAACUGCGGCCUACCCCCUCAAACUGCGGCCUACCCCCUCAAACUGCGGCCUAUCCCCCUCAAACUGCGGCCUACCCCCCUCAAACUGCGGCCUACCCCCUCAAACUGCGGCCUACCCCCUCAAACUGCGGCCUACCCCCUCAAACUACGGCCUACCCCCCUUUAAACUGCGGCCUACCCCCCAAAAAAAGCGCGGCCUACCCCCUAAAAAAAUGCGGCCUACCUCCAAAAAGUGCGGCCUACCCCCCUUUAAACUGCGGCCUACCCCAAAAAGCGCGGCCUACCCCCUCAAAUUGCGGCCUACCUCCAAAAAGUGCGGCCUACCCCCCGAAAAGUGCGGCCUACCCCCUCCAACUGUUUUUUCUGAGGAUUUAAGAACUCUUGAUAUCUUAGAGAGGUAAUAAGAAGUUAAUAACGAAGAUCCUCGUUUAAAGCAGAUUUUCGAGAAGUUCUGCUCUUUUUGUACCUCAAAAGCCUUGGCCGCACUUGAAAUGGCUUGAAGCACGGCUUCCUAACAAACUUGACACCUUUAGGAACGCCAUAGUGGCCCCUUUAGGGUUGGUAGAGUGGUUUUACAUGACACAGAAAUAUAAUAUAGGAGUUGAUAGAGUGGUCCCUAGAGGAGAACCUUCAGGGGGCUCAAAGGUUGCCCCUAAAGCGACCACUCUGGAGUUUCUAAGCCUAGUAUAGUUAUUGAUGAUAUCGCGCGCAAGUCGUUCUGGGUCUUUUAAAGCAUUUGAGCCAUUCCAAGUGCGACCAAAGAUUUUCAGGUUGAUGAAAAUUUUGUAUACAAUCCUCGUAUUGAGCAGAAUUGUUUCUAUUAUCAUGAGCUUCCUAAAAUUUGAAAAAAAAGAUUUUUCAGGCCUACCCAAGUGCGGCCCGCAACCUCUACGAUCGGAUCCAAUGGAGCAACUUUGGCGACGCCGGGAUUCUACUCCGAACUCAUUCGUUUGCCGAUGAAAAAACCUGCCAAGACAAUAUUGAUAGUGUCGUGGCGGAGAUUGAUCACUGGAUGCUUGUUCGUUUUUUUUUAAUGGUGUACAGGCUAUUUUUGUGGAGAAUAUGUGCUCCAUGGCUAAAUUAUGACAGUUUUCUUGAGAUUCGAAACGGACAGACUUGCAAUGUUUCCUGUAUCAUGGAUAUUUAAGGAAUAUUUUUAAAAAAAUUUAAAUUUUUUUAGGUUGAUUGAAGCAUAAACACUAUAUUUUUUUAAUAUACUUUUGCCAAGAGACAGAUUCUGUAGGUUUGAAAAAGAUAUUUGAAAUUUUAUAGCUCAUCCUGGUUAAGAGUAAGGGCUCCGGAACGAAAAAGAGCGUUUCCAAAAAGAAAAGGCUGAUUUUUAAUGACUUUCUGUGCUCCACGGUGAAAAUACCUAGAUUUUCAGGACUUCAACAAGUCGUAUGUUUCGAUAAUCGACGAGGAAAUGAGGAUAGCCCUUUUGUCGAUCCGUCGCUCGACGGAUGGAUCUUUUGCCAGAUCCAGUGGGGAUCGGUGAGUUUUAGGGUUUUCCAGAAAAGUUAGUCAAGCUCGCUCUAUGGAUAAAAUUGGCAAAGAGGCUUGUCUAGUCUAAUUUUGAUGGGAGAGUUGAUGAAAUAACCUUUUUUCCUCUAUCAGUCUCACUUGUCUGCGCUCUCUUAUGCCUCUUCUGCAAGGCCAUAGAAUUAGAGAAAUAGCAUGUUAACAUGAGAUUGUGAGAGAAAAUAAGAGAAUGUAUAUCAUAUUUCACUCUAACAGUAUCUAGCUUUUCUGCGCUCUCCUUUCUCUCUUCUGCGAGAUCUUAGAAUUAGAGAAAUAGCAUGGCGAAAUGAGAUAGUGAGAGAAAAAAAGCAGGUUUUCUUUUAACAGUCUCACCGGUCUGCGCUCUCUUUUCCCUCUUCUGCAAGGUCAUAGAAUUAGAGAAAUACCAUGUUAACAUGAAAUUAUGAGAGAAAAAAGGAAAUUUUCUUUUAACAGUCUCACCUGUCUGCGCUCUCUUUUCUCUACACUGCAAGUACAUAGAAACACAAAAAAUAGAGAAAAAUAAGGGUACAAGAAAAUCAGAAGGUUUCAAGUUGUUGCAAAUGAACUAUAGGCAAGAAACAAACAAAACGACAUUCUCAGACCGGAACGCUACCCGGUCCGGUUGCCGCCUCAUCUGUUUGCCAAGCUGGCGACGCACGAAGUCGGCCGACGUCUUCUGGUCGAAGGCCGCGUCUGCGCCCUUCUGAUGCGCCCCAUCCAGUCGGCGACGUCGACAAACAAGGAGAAAGCCAACGACGUCGUCGACGUUCCCAAUCUCAAGUGUUGCCUGAUGGCCAUGGCAAGCAUCGGAUGUUGCGAUGCAGGUGUGACCGAAAAAAGUGGGAAAAAUGAGGUUCAAGGGUGCUCCUGCUAGUGCGCUCCAUUGAGAAAACGUGAAAAAGAAUCCUCAAGAUCUGAAGAUGUAGCAGCUUUUACUUUUCAUAGCUUCUGAAGAGCCAGAUCUCUUGCAAGAGUGCUCCACGGAGAAUAUUUUGAAGAUCUGAAAAUUCUUGCACCUCGGUAAACGGGACGCGCUACGGACGUUUCUGUGGAACUAUAGGGACCACUUAAGAGUUCUGAUUCUACUAAAGUGGUCACUAGAAGGACUCCGACACGUUCGUGGCGCGUUACCAAAAAUCUGGGUUUGAAUAUGUAGGAAAAAAUUUCGAAAAUCAAAAAAUCAGUCGGAAUGCCUGAAAGUGCGCUCCAAGGAUGAAUUUUGAGAAAUUUAGGGGUUUAGAAUGUAUAAUGGAUAAACGAUCUAAAGAUAUAGAUGAAGGUUUUGGAACUUUCGUCUAAAUGCGUCAAUUGCGCUCCACUGAUAAAAGCCUUCGAAUUUAACCUUUUCAACCGUUUUAUCGAGCUUUAUCCUUCAUGUAUUUAAUAAUAGGAAAUAUUCAAGCUUAUUGGCUUUUUUGAUUGGUUCUAAACAGAUUUGAUAGGAAAAAUUAAAAUUUCAGUUUUCUUUGAAGCCCUUUUAGUCAAUUUUUAAUGGAUUUUUCAAAAGAUAGGCAAUUUUUUCAUAAAGUAUCCUCCGAAAGAAAAAGGGAGACUCAUCCUUCUCCUUGUAACUUCCAGGAUUCAUGCUCCUCCCGACAGAAGCCCUGCCGAAAAUGGUGAAACUCGCCGAAAGUUCGCCCGUUUUGAGCGUCCGCGGAGUCGCCUACUGGGCGCUGACCAUCAUUUCCCAGUGCAAGGCCGGCUCGAAGGCCUUGGCCCUGUUCGGAUGGGAGAGCAACAGAUUCCGAUACCUAGUCGAUGAGGUCAGGAUCUCGGAGCGGAGAAACUCUUCUGCUGCCAAUUAUUCGCUUGGAACUCCAGUUCAGCACGAUAAUACGCUGUAUACGAACUCGACGACGACUUCGGAGGUGAAUUGUGCUCUAUUGGGAGUUGAGAAAGAAAUACAUUCGUUUCUCGGAAAUUGGUAACGCGAAUCUUGCCAUUUCUAGGGAACACUUUAGUAGCGUUCGCACUCUUAAGUGAUCCCUAGAAUCGCUCAGAAACGUCCGGAGCACGUCCGUUUCGCGUUAACAAUGUCUGAGUAAAAAGGAGUUUUUUAAAAAAUAUCUGAAGGAAGCUCGAAAUCAAAAAGAUUUUCAAGCUUUUCGGAACUCCUUGGUCGCAUUUGGAAUGGCCUAACAGCUGUGAAAAAGCCUAGUUCCGCAAAAAUCUGUUUUAUACUGUCUCUAUUCUAUUUCAAAGUCAAAAUCGGAACGGCUAGACGCGUGACAGCAUUCAACCCCUACUAAGCCAUUCCAAGUGCGACCAAGAACGUUCAGAUCUUCAAAAAGUUUGCAAAAGUCUGUUUUUUGCUCCGCCUUUUCUAAUUUUUGAAGCCGGUGGUCGACUAUGGAAUGACUAGACGCGUCACGGCUGCAGAGCGGUUUUUUUGAGCUGCGCCCGACCGGUUACGACUUGCGCACGACAACACUCAAACUGUCACAUCAAACUACUGAAUGACACACCAGAUGUGGAACAGAGUCUAACCGCAACGAAACCGUGACGCUCUGAGCCAUUCCAAGUGCGACCACCGAAACUUUGUUCAUUAGACUAAAAAGUGUUCAGAAAAGCACUGUUCGAAGUUUCUUUUUUUUUCUAUAGUCCGUUCAGAUUUUGAAUGUCACGUAGAAUGGCGUCAUUCGAAAACGCUCUGUGGAUGGCUCGCUUUCUGAUUGGUUUAUCGCGCCAUUAGGGGCGGAGUUUGAGCGAGGACUUGACAUUUAAAAUCUGAACUAUAUAGGCUCAAAACAGUCUAGGAGACGGUGUUUCUAAAUUUUCUUGAAGUAUGUGUCAAAUGGACUAACAAAUCUCAUUCAGCCAUUUACCAACACUGACACGAAAAACUAUGAAACUGACACGAAAGAGGACGGAAAACGACACCGAAGUGCGAGCAUGAUGUACUCCUCGGGCCGAUUCUUGGAGCAACAACGGCGACGAAGCCGGAGUGUUCAGUCGGCACCAUCCAAGUCACUUCAGGAGACGUCGCAGAAGGUUAAGGGAUUCCUAAUCUUCUUUUCUGAUUAUUCGCUCGAAAACCAGGACUUCCUAGAGGGCCCUUGAGUCAACCGGAAGCGAAAAAAAGUUCCCUCGUCAUUUUUCUGUCUCUUGUUGAUCCAUUUCAUCUUCAAGGCUUAUAAAAAUAAAGACGAUGAAGAUUAUCGUUUUCAAGGUCGCCUGGCACGAGAUGACGCCAUCGCAGGACAUCGACAGCGACAUCGUCCAACGAGCCAGGACCAUGACGACGGCGACGUUCGACUCGGCCAGCGGCCACAGUUCGGCCGGGCCCGUGACAAGGACCGCGACCGCGACAACGCGUGCCUCGACCCUUCACGACGACGACAUCUCCGACAUCUCCAGGAAUGCAGAACUUCUGGAGCAGAAAAGGAUGAGGAGGCUUAGAGCCGCCAGUGCGGCUCUGUUCUUGGAGGAUGCUGAAGUUAGAGCAAGGUUCUAGAAGAUUAUUAAAAAGCCUCGAAAAUUGCUUCAGAACUUCUACCGUUCAUAGGUGUAUUCAACGAGGGUUGUCACUACCGAAGAGCCAGUUGGAGUUGGAGGCAGGGGUGAGAGAAGAGUACAAAAAGGGAAAGUUGAAAAAUCAAGAAAAACCGAGACUUAAGAAAGAGUUGUAUAGAGGCGACGUUAGAGGCUCUUGAAUAUUUCCUCCUAGGGACCCUAUAGGGGACACUAAAGCUUGCUCAAGUGACCCUUAUGGUGGAGCAUGCCAGUAAAUUUUUGCUAAAGAAUAAGCAUUUCUAUGUGAGAAAAAUCGAUAAUUUGUCUUUUUUGAAUGAAAAGAUAUGAACAGAGUAUCAAUUUAUUAUUAAAAAUCUGAGCGAAAUGUUGAAAGAUCCUUGUAGGGACCACUUAAGCGUUUAGGGGUGAGACUCAAAAACCCUAUAGGGGCCAAUUAACGUUUACAGUUAGUCUUUUCAAUUUUCAAAUCAUAACAAAACAGUGAUAGAGCUCUAUAGGGACCACUUAAGCGUUUAGGAGCCCAGGGGUCAAAACCCUAUAGGGACUACUUAGAUUUAAACCUAUAAGGAGCACUUUUGUCCCCUAUAGAGGCUGAUAAUCCUUAAACCCUUAAGGGACCACUUUGGUUUUCUUAAGUAGUGGAGAAAAGCCAAUUUACCAGUGUCUAGAGCUCUCAGUGCAGCUUAAUCACAAGAAACUUUAUUUUGGCGAAGGAAAUUCCAGGAAAUGAUUAUUCGAAAAGCAACAAGAUCAUCAUUCGCUCAAUUACCAGCUGUUGGACCAUUGAAAAGUUGAUUUUUGUAGACUGAAAUGCUAGAAAUUUGGCUGUAGUGAAGCUAGGGACCAGAAAAAACAGCUUUUUCGGAUUUAAGAAGUGGCUGAAGUGACAAAAAGUCUUUUUUGUACAUUUUUAUAAAAUUUAUUGGAAGUUAUGAGCUUACCGGUGCAGAUAAAUGAGCAAAAAACAAAUUCCAGUACAAUUUUUUUGAAUCAGAUCAACUUGAAAUACAUUUCGAAACGAAUUUUGAAAUUUCAACAGAUGGCCGACAUCACCCGAGCCCCUCAUUUCUCGAGUCGAAUGCGAAAAAAAUAUCACCUGGCUCCGAUCCAGCAACGAACCCAACUGACCAUCAACCGGAACGAGGGCGACCCGAUUCGCUACGUUUUUAUGACUAAGGAUGAGGUAUAAUUAUUAGGAAAAUGGGCGUUUUGCUUGAAAUCGGUCAGGUGUUUGAUAAUUCCCUGCUGUCCAGGUUUGAGAUGAGAAAUAAACCGAAAGAGCCCAGAAAACCAUGAAAAUUAAAGAUGAGAGCGAUUUUCACGACUUUUAGCUUGAUAUCCGCCCAGUUUGAAGUGAUCACUUAAGGGCUACAGUAGGCUCUAUUUUUCCGCGUUUUCGUUGUUCAGGAACGCUCUUUUCGGCUUUCAGAAGACUCAGAAAGUUUUGUAGUUGGAAUUUUACUUCUAAAAAAACCACUUCGCUGCGAGACCUUUAAAAGUUUUGCCUAUGAUCCUUCAAAAGUCUCAAAAAGCUCUUAUAUUCAUUUGACUGGUUUGUGACGUCAUGGGAUGAUGAAGCCGUGGUUUUCCUACUACCAAGAUGCCUUGAACCGUUUGGUCACGGCGGGGAUCGAACUUGUGACCCUUUGGACCGUAGACAGGCACACAACCUGUUGCGCUACGGUGCUUUAGAGCGGGUUUUUUGAACUAAAAUGCCCUAUUUAAUAUUCUAAGAGUUCCUGAUGAUUCCUGAACCAUUUUUCAUUAUGAAUAUCAGGAGCGAGAGUUCUCGGCGUUCCGAAAAGCGGUCAUGUCCGACGAUUGGCUCUGGUCCGAGCUUCGGAAGGAGGACAGUAUGCCGGUGAAGCCGGUCGACGCCUUGCCAGUCUAUACCAUUGUCCUACCGGCUGAGGUCCAGGUCAUGUGUGGGGUGAGUUGGGGAGGAUAAAAACGGUCUUGAAUAGCAAUUUAGAGACUCUGACUAUCCCUCAGCUAGGCUUCAGUAAAGAAAAAGAAGUGUAGUUCUUUCCAGAACAUCUUCUCGAGGAAGCAAGCCAAAUCGGGCCGACCGGCGGCUUCAAGUGUCUGCGAGUCGCCCGGAGACCGACCCCGUGCCAAGACCUCCAUCGUGAAUGAAGAUGAAGCCGUCGAGGAUCGUGGCGCGAAGAGCGGCCACGGCCGAAGCCAGAGGACCGACGCCGCGCAGCCGCACUCCAGCUACCGCUGUUUCCAUUGCAGCGGCGGCGGGGCGCCGAUCGUCUUCCCCGACGGCGUCGACGUCGCCGCCAUCCGACGACAGGUCCUUCAUCAGGUCGACAUGCUCGAAAUCAAGGAGUCCAUUCCGGAGAAGCGACUUCUCGGGUUGGUUUUGAGACUUCUAUGAUUCCGGGAUCUUCUAGAACAAGACCAAUUGGGUAAGUUUAUUCUGAAAAUUCUUCAGAUUACGCCAAAAGCACUCCUGGUUCUUCCAAUGGCCGUGUUUGUACGCAGACGUGCUGGAACUCCUGGAUGAGUACCGAUUUAAGCCCCAAUCCCGGUCCUUCCUCCAACAAAUCUUCUACGAUGCCUUGCAAUUGAACUUGUGA
Caenorhabditis auriculariae is the source of this 8481-nucleotide messenger RNA. The record is from the annotation of a GenBank genome assembly. NCBI's taxonomy places the organism in Eukaryota, Metazoa, Nematoda, Chromadorea, Rhabditida, Rhabditidae.